This is a messenger RNA of Pangasianodon hypophthalmus (striped catfish), 4958 nucleotides long. RefSeq names its product collagen, type I, alpha 1b (gene col1a1b). The record is from RefSeq and is a predicted model, not a curated record. Gene Ontology annotation, molecular function: extracellular matrix structural constituent; protein binding. The transcript has 51 exons. The coding region runs from base 138 to 4484 and encodes 1448 amino acids. NCBI's taxonomy places the organism in Eukaryota, Metazoa, Chordata, Actinopteri, Siluriformes, Pangasiidae.
UUGGGCAGUAGGGAGUGUGUGUGUGUGUGUUGGGGUCUGGGUUUGGAGUUAUAACCUCGACGUGUAUGAUCGGCGCCUGCGGGAACUAAAGACACAACACUCUCGCCUCAAAGAGUCUACAUGUCUAACAUUUAGACAUGUUCAGCUUUGUGGAUAUCCGGUUAGGGCUGCUGCUCGCGGCCGCCGCGCUCGUGGCGAGAGGACAGGGCGAGGAUGACAGCAUAUUCAGUAGCUGCACAUUAGACGGCCAGUCGUACAAUGACAAGGACGUAUGGAAACCUGAGCCAUGCCGGAUUUGCGUGUGCGACAGCGGAACUGUCAUGUGCGACGAGGUGAUCUGCGAGGACAUACCGGACUGCGCCAACCCAGAAAUCCCCGAAGGCGAAUGCUGCCCUAUUUGCAUCGACGGCACAGAAACACCAACCACUGAUAGUCCUGAGAAUUUUGGACCCAAAGGUCCCACUGGACCUAAGGGUGACCCGGGUCCCGUUGGACCUGCCGGAAACGAUGGCAUUCCCGGAGAGCCUGGACUUCCUGGACCUCCUGGCCCCCCUGGACCCCCUGGUCUCGGUGGAUACAACUUGCCCCAGCUGUCUUAUGGUAGUGAGAAAUCCAGCGGCCCAGCUCUUCCUGGACCACCAGGCCCAAUGGGACCCCGUGGACCUCCUGGACCUUCAGGUUCUCCUGGUCCUCAAGGAUUCACUGGCCCUGCAGGUGAACCUGGCGAGCCUGGCCCUUCUGGUCCGAUGGGUCCUCGUGGUCCUAUUGGUCCUCCUGGAAGGAACGGAGAUGAUGGUGAAGCUGGCAAAGCUGGUCGCCCUGGUGAGCGUGGAGCCGCUGGUGCUCAGGGAGCUCGCGGUUUCCCUGGAACCCCUGGACUUCCCGGCAUCAAGGGACACAGAGGUUUCCCUGGUCUAGAUGGAGCUAAGGGAGAUACUGGCCCUGCUGGACCUAAGGGAGAGCCUGGUUCACCUGGUGAGAAUGGUGUUGCUGGUGUUAUGGGCCCUCGUGGUCUGCCUGGUGAGAGAGGCCGCCCUGGACCUGCUGGACCUGCUGGUGCUCGCGGUAACGACGGCAACUCUGGCCCUGCUGGACCUCCUGGACCCACCGGCCCUUCUGGUCCUCCUGGAUUCCCUGGUGCUGCUGGAACUAAGGGAGAGACUGGCCCUGCUGGAGGCCGUGGCUCAGAGGGACCUCAGGGAGCCCGUGGUGAGCCUGGUAACCCUGGACCUGGUGGAGCUGCUGGACCCCCAGGUCCUCCUGGUAGCGAUGGCAGCCCUGGUGCCAAGGGUUCUCCUGGUCCUGCUGGUAUUACUGGUGCUCCUGGUUUCCCCGGUACUCGUGGACCUGCUGGACCCGCUGGAUCUGUCGGCGCUGUUGGACCUAAGGGUGUCAAUGGUGAUGCUGGUGCCCAGGGACCCAAAGGAGAGCCUGGUCCUAAGGGAGAGCCUGGACCUUCUGGACCUCAGGGUCUUGCUGGACCUCCUGGUGAUGAGGGAAAGAGAGGAGCUCGCGGUGAGCCUGGCGGUACUGGACCCGUUGGACCUCCUGGACUUCGUGGUGCCCCUGGCAACCGUGGUUUCCCUGGUGCUGAUGGUGCCCCAGGCCCCAAGGGUGCCCCUGGUGAGCUUGGCCCCAACGGACCUGCUGGACCUCAAGGAGCCACUGGAGAAUCUGGCCGACCUGGAGAGCCUGGACUGCCCGGAUCCAGGGGUGUGUCUGGUUCCCCUGGUGCCCCUGGACCUGAUGGCAAAGCUGGACCUGCUGGUCCCGCUGGUCAGGAUGGUGCUGCUGGACCUCCAGGCCCUGCUGGAUCUCGUGGUCUCCCUGGUGUGAUGGGAUUCCCUGGACCUAAGGGAGCUGAUGGUGAGUCUGGUAAACCUGGCGAGAGAGGCAUUGAAGGACCCGUUGGUGCUGUGGGUGCACCUGGUAAAGAUGGUGAUGUUGGUGCUCCUGGACCUUCUGGACCUGCUGGACCUGCUGGAGAUAAAGGAGAACAAGGACCUGCUGGACAACCUGGAUUCCAGGGACUUCCUGGACCUCAGGGUGCCACUGGUGAGACAGGCAAGGCUGGUGACCAGGGUUUGCCUGGUGAGGUUGGUGUUCCUGGACCUUCUGGUCCCAGAGGUGAUAGAGGUCUUCCUGGUGAGCGUGGUGCCCCAGGCCCUGCUGGCCCCACUGGUGCUCGCGGCUCUCCCGGAGCUGCUGGUAACGAUGGUGCUAGGGGAGAUGCUGGUGCUGCUGGAGUUCCUGGUGGUGUGGGUUCUGCUGGUCCACAGGGAAUGCCUGGAGAGCGCGGUGCUAGUGGACUUCCUGGCACAAGAGGAGAUAGAGGUGACUCUGGACCUAAGGGCCCUGAUGGUGCCCCUGGUAAGGAUGGUCUGCGUGGUUUGACUGGUGCCCUUGGUGCCCCAGGACCUCCUGGUGCUGCUGGAGAAAAGGGUGAACCUGGACCUGUAGGACCUGCUGGAUCUACUGGACCUCGUGGUGGCUCUGGUGACCGUGGUGAGCCUGGACCUCCUGGACCUGCUGGAUUUGCUGGACCUCCUGGUGCAGCUGGCCAGCCUGGAGCCAAGGGUGAGCAGGGUGACAGUGGACCUAAAGGUGAUGCUGGACCUCCUGGACCUCCCGGACCUGUUGGUGCUGGCGGUCCUCAGGGCCUUGCUGGUGCUCCUGGACCCAAAGGUGCUCGUGGUGGUGCUGGACCUCCUGGUGCCACUGGUUUCCCUGGUGCUGCUGGUAGAGUUGGACCUCCCGGCCCUGCUGGUGCUGCUGGACCUCCUGGCCCUGUUGGCCCAGGUGGUAAAGAGGGACAGCGUGGUGCACGUGGUGAGAAGGGAGCACCUGGUCGCCCCGGUGAGGUUGGUGCUGCUGGACCCCCAGGACCUCCCGGAGAGAGAGGUUCUACCGGUUCUGAUGGACCUGCUGGUCCUGCUGGUGCCCCUGGACCUCAGGGUGUGAAUGGAGGAUUUGGUAUUGCUGGUAGCCCUGGACAAAGAGGAGAGAGAGGCCUGCCAGGUCCCGCCGGACCAACUGGAGAGCCAGGAAAACAGGGAGGUACUGGUGCAGUUGGUGAGCGUGGACCUCCUGGCCCAAUGGGACCCCCUGGUCUGAGCGGAGGUCCUGGUGAGGCUGGCCGUGAGGGUAGCCCUGGUCAUGAUGGUGCCCCUGGUCGUGAUGGUGCUCCUGGACCCAAGGGAGACCGUGGUGAGUCUGGACAUGCUGGAGCACCAGGAGCUCCUGGACCCCCUGGACCUCCUGGACCCGUUGGUCCAUCUGGCAAGCAUGGAGAUCGUGGAGAGGCUGGUCCUGCUGGUCCCGCCGGCCUUCCAGGACCUGCUGGUGCACGUGGUGCUGUGGGCCCUGCUGGUGCUCGUGGAGACAAGGGUGAGGCUGGAGAGACUGGAGAGAGAGGCAUGAAGGGACACCGUGGGUUCAGUGGCAUGGCUGGACUGCCUGGACCUGCUGGCCCCCCUGGUGAGCCAGGACCUGCUGGACCCACUGGCCCUGCCGGACCUCGUGGACCUUCUGGCUCUACUGGUGUCCAUGGUAAGGAUGGCAUGAACGGCAUUCCUGGACCUGUUGGACCUCCUGGACCUCGUGGCCGCACUGGAGAGAUGGGACCUGCUGGUGCCCCUGGUCUUCCCGGACCCCCAGGUCCUCCCGGUCCUGCAGGCAUUGGUGAGCCAUUCCCCAUCAUUCCCCAGCCUGAGAAGGCAGCUGACCCAUUCCACGGCUACAGGGCUGAUGAAGCUACUCUGCGUGACCGCGAUGCUGAGGUGGACACCACCCUCAAGUCCAUCAGCCAGAAGAUUGAGAACAUCCGCAGCCCCGAGGGAACCAAGACAAACCCAGCUCGCAUGUGCCGUGACCUCAGGAUGUGUCAUCCCGAGUGGAAGAGCGGUUCCUACUGGGUGGAUCCCAACCAGGGAUCUCCUCUGGAUGCCAUCAAGGUCUUCUGCAACAUGGAGACUGGUGAGACCUGCGUCAACCCGACUCGUGCCAGCAUUCCUCUGAAGAACUGGUACAUCAGCAAGAACAUCCGUGAGAAGAAGCACGUCUGGUUCGGAGAGUCCAUGCCUGAUGGCUUCCAGUUCCAGUAUGGCAGCGAGGGCUCCGACUCUGAUGAUGUGAGCAUCCAGAUGACCUUCAUGCGCCUGAUGUCCAACAAGGCAUCCCAGAACAUCACAUACCACUGCAAGAACAGCAUUGCCUACAUGGACGAGGCCUCAGGCAACCUGAAGAAGGCUCUGCUCCUGCAGGGAUCCAACGAUGCCGAGAUCAGGGCCGAGGGCAACAGUCGCUCCACGUAUACAGUCAGCGAGGACGGCUGCACGUCGCACACUGGCACUUGGGGCAAGACAGUCAUCGAAUAUAAGACAACGAAAACAUCUCGUCUUCCCAUCAUUGACAUUGCUCCUAUGGACAUUGGUGCUCCCAAUCAGGAAUUCGGCAUAGAAGUUGGCUCAGUCUGCUUCUUGUAAAAAGAUAAAUCUGGACAUUAAAAAUGUUGUUGUUUUGUUUCUAGCAAUCAUCUCCAAAUCUUUUUCUAUGCAUUAAAAAAAAAAACUCAUUCGGCUGCAAUCAGUCCACGUGCUUACACUUUAACAUCCUUGAGGACGGUGCUUGUUGUGAUCUCGAGAGACGUUCCGCUUUUCUUUUUUUUUAAGAAAAUAAUUUUGAGGACCACUAUUGCCAAUCAGCGUCAACAUCAUGGACACUUAGUGAGAAUUUUGUGAGUCAUUUGGCAACAAGAAAAUAAUAUAUACCUGUACUUGUAAAGUGUAAGAUCACCCCCCCCAAAAGAUGCCAAAAAAGAGCAAACAACCCAAAAGGUCAUGAAAAUACCGGUGACUUUUUUGCCGUUUUUUUUUUUUGCCACUGCAGAAGGACAAUGAAAAAACACACAAGUGCUAAUGUACCAUUUUCUGGUGUUGAAUAAAUCUGAAAAAUGACAA